AAGAGGGAGACUUUCCCGGAGACGGCGGCUGUCGGCGAUCCAGCGCAAAGCCCGACCAAGCUCACACCUUCUGUCUCUUCAAAAAAAACUUGCCUUUUAGCAUUAAAUUCGGAGCAGAUUUGCACUCAGUAUGGGAGAUGACAUCGAGGAGGGGAGUUGUACUGUAAAACACGAAUUGACAAACGCUAACCUCACUGGACAUAGAGAAAGAGUUGGAUUAGAAAAUUUCGAGCUACUGAAGGUUCUGGGAACAGGAGCAUAUGGGAAAGUUUUCCUGGUCAGAAAAAUCAGUGGCCAUGACACAAACAAGCUCUAUGCUAUGAAGGUACUCAAGAAGGCUACGAUUGUACAAAAAGCUAAAACCACGGAACACAUCAAGACAGAACGGCAGGUGCUAGAACAUAUCCGCCAGUCUCCUUUUCUGGUCACAUUGCACUAUGCCUUCCAGACGGACACAAAGCUUCACCUGAUUCUAGACUAUGUGAAUGGUGGCGAAUUGUUUACACAUCUAUACCAAAGAGAGCACUUUACAGAAGAGGAGGUUCAAAUUUAUACUGGGGAGAUUGUAUUAGCUCUGGAGCACCUCCAUAAGCUUGGCAUCAUAUAUCGAGAUAUCAAGCUUGAAAACAUUUUAUUGGAUGGUGAUGGUCAUAUUGUUUUAACAGACUUUGGACUUAGCAAGGAAUUUGUCACAGAUGAGGAUGAAAAAACAUAUUCAUUUUGUGGCACUAUUGAAUACAUGGCACCAGAGAUUAUUCAAGGAGGACGUAAUGGCCAUGAUAAGGCAGUUGAUUGGUGGAGCCUUGGAGUCUUAAUGUAUGAACUAUUAACUGGAGCUUCUCCAUUCACUGUGGAUGGUGCAAAAAAUUCUCAGUCGGAAAUAUCAAGGCGAAUCUUAAAAAAUGAUCCACCAUUCUCUGUAGAGAUUGGGCCCACUGCCAAGAAUUUAAUACAGAAACUUCUGGUGAAAGACCCUAAACGAAGGCUUGGUUCAGGUCCAACAGGAGCUGCAAAAAUAAAAUUGCAUGCGUUUUUCCAGGGAUUAAACUGGAGAGACCUAGCCACCAAAUCAAUUGAACCUCCAAUCAAACCUAUCAUUAAAAAUGAACUUGAUGUCAGCAACUUUGCAGAGGAGUUUACAAGAAUGGAUCCAGCCUAUUCUCCUGCUGCUGUUCCUCAACAUACUGAUCUAUUUAAGGGUUACUCAUUUGUGGCACCUUCGAUACUCUUUAAUCGAAAUGCUAUAAUGAAUACCACAUGCAAUCUGCAAAUGACCACAGAAAGACCAGGAGACAAUGCAGCUGCCUGCGGUGCCAUGACAAAGGAUUCCAUGUUUUACCAAAACUAUGAAAUGAACCUGAAAGAAAAACCACUUGGUGAAGGAAGCUUUUCUGUUUGUAGGAAAUGCCGGCAUAAGAGGACUGGACAGGAAUAUUGUGUGAAAAUCAUCAGCAGGAGAAUGGAACUCUGUACACAGAGAGAGACUGCAGCACUGAAGCACUUGGGGGCUCAUCCCAACAUUGUUAAGCUGUACGAAGUUUAUCAUGACCAGAUGCACACAUACUUAGUUAUGGAGUUGUUGAGAGGAGGUGAGCUUUUCGAACACAUUAAAAACAGGAAGCACUUUAAUGAAGCUGAAGCCAGCAGAAUUAUGAGCAUGCUCGUGUCUGCAAUUCGUUUUAUGCAUCACUGCGGAAUUGUGCACAGAGAUAUAAAACCAGAGAAUAUUUUGUUUGCUGACCAGAAUGUUGAUGCACCAAUCAAGAUAGUAGACUUUGGGUUUUCAAGAGUUAAGCCAUGUGAUAACCAGCCAUUGAGGACACCAUGUUUCACUCUACAAUAUGCAGCUCCUGAGAUUUUCAAACAAAAUGGAUAUGAUGAGUCUUGCGACCUGUGGAGUCUUGGAGUAAUACUUUAUACAAUGUUAUCAGGACAAAUUCCAUUCUUAAGUAUGCAGAAUACAGCAAUGUUAAGUACUAAUGAAAUCACAAGGCACCUCACACUCACGGGAAAAAUCUGGAACAAUGUCUCACAAGAAGCUAAGGAACUCGUACAAGGUUUACUGACUGUGGACCCGGUCUCUCGGCUGAAAUUAAGUAGCUCCAGUUUCAACAAUUGGUUUCAAAAAAGCUAUUGCUUGUCCUCCAAUCCUUUGACACCUCCAGAUAGUCGUGAAUGUUCUUCCAACAGCUAUUUCAAGCCAUUACAUAAGUACAAGAGGGAAGGUUUUUUCCUCCAAAGUGUUGAAGAUGCUCAUUUGGCAAAAAGGCGAAAGAUGAAGAAAAGUAGUGCGAGUACAGAGACACGGAGCAGUUCCAGUGAAAGUUCAAUUUCCUCCUCAUCCCAAUCUCAUGGGAGAGCAUCUCCCACGUGCAUGGUCCAAGUUCCUUUACAAGCAAAAAAAUCUGAGAGUUUCUUCCAAUUUUCUGAAACAUUAAAUAGAAGUUUCUAAGGUACUUCUUUCUAGCUAAUGUAAGAAAGGUCUUCAAAUAUUUAUUAUUUUUUAAGAUUGAUUGAUAGUUGUAUAUUUGAUCCCAUACUGUGGAUUUUCCCCCACAACCCUUUGCGCUUCACAGCACUCAUUCUCUCCCAAUGUUUACAUCUCCGUUUUGCCUCACAUUCUCGCCCAAUGCUUGUUUGCCCUAAAAUUCUCCCUCCUCCCUCCUAGGAAUCACCAACAUUCCUCCUCCUCCUCCUGGGCUCCCUUUUUAUCCUCUCUGAACCUUGUUUAUUUUGCAACUGCAGCUGGAUAUCAACCCCCUUACUCCAAUCAGUCUGGCGAAGGGUCCUGACCCAAAACGCCGUCUGUCCAUUCCAUCCGCAGAUGCUGCCGGACCCACUAGGUUUCUCCAGUUCCUUAAGAUUCCAGCAUCUGCAGGCCUUGUGUCUCUGUUUGUUUGACUUUGUGCCUCUAUGCAGCACCUUGGUUUUUUUUUGUAUCAAAAGUGCUGAAUAGGUGCAAGCUGUUGCCUGUAUGUAGGUAUUUUUAAAUUAUUUUUAUAAAGCAGUUGAAGAUUGAAGAUCUCAGUCAUAGUUUUACGUAAUGACAAAUUGCUCAUUGUCUCUAAAAUAGCUUAAUAGUAAAAAAAAUGUGGUUGAUUGACUAUGUGUCUCAACUGUGAAGCAUAAUGAUUUAACUUUUAUUGAUAUGAUGCCUCAUUUGCUUGGUGACAAUGCUAUUUUUAUAUUUUGAUAUUUUGGUAUUUAUCCCAUAGAAAGAAAUAAAAACAUCAUAUAGGACAUUUUCCUCACAUAUUAUUACUUGAAGAACUCAUGCCAUAAUACGAAGGCCCAUAUGAGAGAGAAUAGCUGGGUAGUGGGAGACCACAAAGGUAGGUUUGUAGCAUGUAGAUUGAGUAUUACGGUAAUUAUGGGGAGACAGGGUAGGAUAUUUGCAGUUUGUGAGCGGCUGAGUCUGUCUGAUAUGUUUUUGUCAUCUUUUAAAUUAAGUUGAUCAAUAUUGCUUCAAAGGCUCCUGCUUUAAAGUCCAGACGUUGAAAACCUGCAAGCCAAUUAUAGAGAAAUAUAUCUGCCAACUGAGACUUUGUAGAAGAGCUCAGCUGUGACAUUAUUGAAUAAUGAAGCAAGUUGGAGGAAUUGCAUGGCCAUUUUCUCCUAUUUCCCAUGUUUGUUCGUGGAUAAGAAAACACAGAUCAGGCCAAGCAGCUGGAAUAGGAGACAGCGAUUGUGUGUUUAGGAAAAUAGGAUAUGGGUUGUUGCUGGUGGGGAGAAGAGAUGUGCAUUCAUAGCAAUGGUUGCUGAGCCUACAUUGUUUUGGAAUGAACUAUGAAAUAGCAUAAAGAGUAUAAAACAAUGAUAUGAAUGAACAUUUUGUGCACAGUUGUAAGGAAACAAUGCUGGUAAUUUGGCUUGGUAGUGCAAGCACAAUCAGGAUUAAUCUUAUCAAUGCCAUAAAUACAUAAAACUGAAGAAAUUUGAGGAUAACUCAGGUCGAACAUACAGGUGGUAUGGGGGUGGAGUAUGUUUCAGUUUAGAGUAUAAAUUGUAUUUUGACGAUUUUUAAAUUUGUUAUCCAGGCAACUAUGUAGCUGAUUAAGGAAAUGACUCAUAUUUGUGUCAGUGAUAGUUACAAUUAACUAUUUACAAUGAUCGUUGGUACAAAUAUUAUAGUUGAUAGAUGUUAUUGCUCAUUUUUCCCUGCCUAUUCAUUUUCCAUGGGCACAUUUUACUAUGUUGGAUUUAUUCACAUUCAUGAUUAGUAAUUGAGUGGUUAUUUGACCCAAUUGCAAUUGUUUUUAAACAUGUGUGUUGCUUAGAAGUGUAAUUACUUUUACUUCACACUUUCAUGAAUAAAAACUUCUCCAGUCUUUCCUCUGAAAGACAUCCUAGAGUUCUCUCCUCAAUGUCUUCAUCUCAACUUCAAUAAUAAGUUACUUCCUUGUCACUGAGAUUGACAUCAUUUGAUCAGUUGUCUCCUUAUCUUCCCAGAGGAAAAACCUUUUCUUAGCUUGCCUUUCUAUAAUUGUUCCUCCUAUUUCUGAGCAUGCUUGUCCAUGUGACCCCACAUGCUGCUUUCACCCUUUACCCGCUAAACGCUUAUUGGGUGAGAUUAUCAAGUUCUCUUUGGUACUUUAAUCCUGUAUUCAAUACUGUCAUCCUUCUCUCUUUGUAAAAGACCAAACUUUAUACCUUAUAUCAUUCAAACUAUCUCCGAAAUCUAACUUAUUUUUCUUUACUGAAGUCCUCAAUUGUGAAACCCAUCUUUCCCAAUUUUCUAUAUUUGAAUUCCAGCCAGGUUUUUCCUGUCAUAAUGCCAUGACAUUUUAGCAGACUUUAAUGUGGUUGACUACACUAUCUUCUUAAGUCACCAAACCAUCAUUAUGUAACUGGGUGGACUGCUCAUGUGUUUCCAAUCUUGUCUAUCCGGCUGUAGCCAGAGAAUUACUUACAUUAGCUUCUCUUCCCACUUCAACGCAAUUAAUCACAAGAAUCGCAAAAUAUGCAUGAUCACGAAAGCAACGCCUUUCAUCACAUCAUCCAACUUGGUCCGUACCUCAGUUCAUCUGCUUCUGAACCUUUCAUCCAUGCUGUUGGCUAUUUCCACUGCACCUCUGACGGGUCUAACUUCCAACUUCUGACCUUCUACACUAUAAUCUGGCUGCUUAUGUCCCAGCUCACAUCAAGCUCUGUUCACCCCUUAUCUCUGUAUUUGCUGACCUCCAUUAAUUCAUGAGUAUUAAAUGCCUCAUUUAAAAAACUCUAAUCCUCUCUUUCUAGUCUCUUGCUAUUACUGCAAUAUGCCAUCCUAAACCCUUCCAAGAUAUCUGCCUUUCUGGGCAUCUUGAUUGUCCCUGAUUAUAUUUGCUCCAAUCUUGGUAGCCAUGUCUUCAACUGCAAUUGCCUUAAGCUUUAGAUUUCCUUCUCAAAACCUCUCCAGCCGUUAACUUUUCCUCUGUAAUAUGCAUGUUCAAACCUAACAGCUUAAUCAAGCUUUUGGUCAUCAGUGCUGUUCUUUCCAAAUUUCCUAAUGUGGCUUAGUUUCAAAUUUGUUGAUAACAUUCCUGCACUGCACUUUGGAACCUUUUAUUACUGUAAAGACACUGUAUACACAUGUUUUGUGUUGAAAGGGCUAACGUCGAGGACAUGUGCCAAACACAAACAUUAAUGAUAUAAAUGGUGAAACUUUAAAUAUGCAAGGCAAAGUAGUUUUUCGAUAUAUGAUGUCGACAUAAAGCAAAUAUGUUUUUUUUUUAAUACUUACUGUUAUAUAAUGUAUUUCAAAUGCAUUUAAAAACUUCAUUGUAUAAUAAAUAUUUUCCUGUAUUGUUAUUAUAUUCAUUAGCGGGAGGGCUACUCCCAUUGCCUUGAAUGUGUACCAGUUAUGUGAAAGCUGGCAGAUUUUUCUAAGAGAUUAUCACCCAGAUUUCAGAAAUGAGGGAAUUAUUUAUUUUGAUAUUUUAACCAGUUGUAAAAGCUCAUUUGGGAUUAUUCUGGCAAAUGAUUCUAGCUGGUCUAGGAAAAGAACAGUCGUCACUGUUGAUUGCAAACUUUGAUUCUGUGUGCUUGUCACUGUAAAUUGUGGUUCAUGGCAUUGGUGCUUUGUGUAAUCGAAUAUAUCAUCUUCCUGAUAUAUUUCUCCCUUUUAAUUUUCACAUUGUUCGAUUCCUUUUUAUCCAGCGGAAAGUGAAUUAUACUGAAUUAGACCUUUAUUACUGUAUAUCAUGCAGAAAAGUCCUUUACAUAUGUUGCUUGUGUGCUCUGCAAUAAAGUAGUUUAAUAUA
Messenger RNA from Leucoraja erinaceus (little skate), 6242 nucleotides. Its product is annotated as ribosomal protein S6 kinase alpha-5-like. Gene Ontology annotation, biological process: protein phosphorylation; regulation of DNA-templated transcription; intracellular signal transduction. Gene Ontology annotation, molecular function: ATP binding; magnesium ion binding; protein serine/threonine kinase activity. The record is from RefSeq and is a predicted model, not a curated record. NCBI's taxonomy places the organism in Eukaryota, Metazoa, Chordata, Chondrichthyes, Rajiformes, Rajidae. The transcript is spliced from 17 exons. Bases 131 to 2452 code for a protein of 773 amino acids.